Molecule: messenger RNA, 978 nt
Organism: Paramecium octaurelia
Lineage: Eukaryota; Ciliophora; Oligohymenophorea; Peniculida; Parameciidae
Source: the annotation of a GenBank genome assembly
AUAAUGAUUGCUGGAGCGGAAGGUGAGGAGAAAAAAAUAUGUUCUUUUGAUUAAAAAUCUUAAUUUAAAUAAUUAAUUGGUGAUUAGUUUGCAGAUUAAGUUGAAAGAGCAACAAAAAUAUGCUUAUCUAAAGAAUAAAUAGAUAAUGAAAUGGUAAUCUAUAAAGUGCCAAGGUUUUCUGAAAUUAAUAAAAAUCACUACAAUAAUCGAUCAAAUGGAGAUUCAUCUCAAAUUACCGCACUUAUUUUACACUACACAGUCACAAACUUUUAUAACACUCUAGAUUUAUUUACUAGAGAUACAGAAGUCAACCCUGUCAGUUCAACAUAUAUUAUAACUUAAUAUGAGUCAUAAAAUCAAAUUCCGAGUGGAAAAGUAAUUUAAGUAGUACCUGAAGAGAAGAAGGCAUGGCAUGCAGGGAUCAGCCGAUGGCAAAAUAUGGUGAAUUUAAAUGAUAAUUCUAUUGGGAUAGAGCUUGUAAGUGAAGGAGUUAAUUAAUAAGGUUAAUUCGUUCCUUUUGAUAAUGAGCAAAUUAUUGUAUUAGCUUAGCUCUGUAAAUUAAUAAUACAAAAAUUCAAAAUAUCUCCAGUCUGUGUUCUUGGACAUUCAGAUAUAGCACCAAAUAGGAAAAUGGAUCCAGGUAUUCUGUUUCCUUGGGGUAUUCUUUACACAAAUUAUGGUAUUGGAGCAUGGUUAACAGAAUAAGAAAAGACUAUUCAUGGGAUUAUGAAAUUUAAUCCUGAAGAAGCUUUACCAUAGAAAGUUAGCAUAUCUUUUUUAUCUCGACAUUUCAAAAAGUUUGGAUAUUAUAUUCAGGAAAUAAAUGUUGAGACCAAAGAAUUUUGGGAUGUUUUGAAGGCUUUUAAGGCUCAUUUCUCUUAUAAUUAGAUUCCUGAAAAGUAUAAUAGUAUACCUGAUAUGAAUGAUAUGAUAUGGAUAUGGGGAUUAACAGCCAAAUACAAGGAAUACUUAAGUUGA